Molecule: messenger RNA, 393 nt
Organism: Terrapene triunguis (Three-toed box turtle)
Lineage: Eukaryota; Metazoa; Chordata; Testudines; Emydidae
Product: megakaryocyte and platelet inhibitory receptor G6b-like
Exons: 3
Source: RefSeq, a predicted model, not a curated record
AUGGGCUCGGCCGUCUGGGUCCUGCUGGCCCUGCUGGCGCCCGGCCUGCUGUGGGGUUCCCCCCCACGGCUGGAGGUGCGGGGGGCCAGGGGUCAGAUCCUGCUGCCCUGUGGGGCCCGGGGCCCCCGGCUGCGCUGGGUCUGGUCCCCCCGAUACCCCAAAUGCGCCGGCGACCCCGGAGACCAGCUCGAAAUCGCCCGUCUGCCCCCCGGGCCGGAGCCCCCCCUGGACCAGUUCAAGGGGCGCCUGGAUCCCCACCCCUCCGGCCUGGGGGCCCUGCUGCUCCGGGACCUGGUCAUGAGCGACUCAGGGACCUUCACGUGCCACGGGGAGUCUGGGGCCGAGCCCCCCAUCCAGCUGGAGGUGACAGGAGGCUGUCGGAACAACCUCACC